AUGGAACAUCUUGAACCUUUAGUUUGCACAAUACUCUCCGUAAGAAAAAAUGUGAGCGAAAAUGAGACCGGCCUCUUGGGAAUUCUGAACGAAACCAGGCAGGAAAUGAAAGAAGAAGAAACACAAGAUAAGCAUAACAAAGAUGCCGCCAGAGGAAGUACCUCAGCAAGUGACGAGCCCUUCUACAGAAAUGCUCAAAGAUAUCUUAAUAUCACACAUCAACGACUUGAAAAACUGGAAAAUCAGUCACGAAGUUUAAUUGACGAAGUCAAACUCGUAAGAAAGAUGUCAGAGAACUUCUCACACACCACGUUGAAGCCUGAAGAGUGGAGUGAAGAGAGAUAUUUGACAAAACUGCGCAUAAGGCCCGCAGGACCAUCUGGACCACCUGGUGUUCAGGGCCUUCAGGUUAAUAUUGGACCUGCCGGUCCUCCCGGAAUUCCAGAAUAUAAUGGUCCUCAGGGUCCUGCAGGGCCCUCUGGACUACCUGGACCACCUGGUGUUCAGAGCCUUCGUGGACCAUCUGGGUACAAUAGUACCCAGGGCCCACCUGGACCCGAUGCCAGUUCCUGUCUUUUUAACGAUUCCUCCAGCCCUGGCAUGACACCAAAUCCGAACGCGAGACAAGAUGAGCAAGUGACGGAGUCAAACAUUUCAGAAACAAAAGAUGACAUGCAGAGUAGACUUCUCGCGCCGCAGAAACAAGUAACAUUUUUAAAUGCAUCGUUGAUGGAAAAGGAAAUCGUGGGUUUCAACGGAACAAGAGGUCCACGAGGCUCCCCGGGUGUUUCACGAUUACCAGGUCCAAAGGGGGUUGGAAAGCUCAGCUCUUGUGUUCAUAAGAAGGCAGAGGCAACUGGGCCGGCUGGAAUCUACUCUGUUAAUGACGUGCACGUAAGGGACAUAGUGGUAAGUAACGCCUAA
Messenger RNA from Stylophora pistillata, 924 nucleotides. RefSeq names its product collagen alpha-1(X) chain-like. The record is from RefSeq and is a predicted model, not a curated record. NCBI's taxonomy places the organism in Eukaryota, Metazoa, Cnidaria, Anthozoa, Scleractinia, Pocilloporidae.